Molecule: messenger RNA, 392 nt
Organism: Scutellospora calospora
Lineage: Eukaryota; Fungi; Glomeromycota; Glomeromycetes; Diversisporales; Gigasporaceae
Source: the annotation of a GenBank genome assembly
AUGAAGCUGAUGUAGACAAGGAUGACCAUGCUUCGAUCGGAAAUGAUAAGGAUGAUAAGGAGGAGGAUGACAAAUUAAGUGAGGAUAAUCAGUCUGAUGACACUAAAAAUAAAGGUACCCAAGAUACCAUAGUUGAGAUGAUGGAUAAGAUUGGAAACGAAAUUCAAGAGACUAAAACAGAAUUAGAUCACGAAAAAACAAAUAAUCAAGCCGAUGUCGAAUCACCAAUUAUCAAAAAGGAUAGUGAGACGAGCAAUAAAAGCGGUGCUUCAGCUCAGCUCGACUCUCUAUUGUCUCGUCUUCCAAAUAUGGUUAAUCGUGACCUCAUUGAUCGAGCUGCUGUGGACUUUUGUUAUUUAAAUUCUAAAGCGUCUAGAAAAAAGUUAAUAAAA